AUGGAUUUUAUACUUGGAAUAAUGGCAGCAACUGGGUCUGAAAAGCAAAAACGACUCAAUGUAAUUCUUGCUCGACAGCCGCAAGCUAUUCAGAACUUGUACAAGACAAAAGUGGAGAGAGAGCAAGCCGAGCGGGAAAGAGAAACAAUUUACAAGCAAACACUAGCGGAAGGGAGAGGUCUCGGUAAUUACCAAAAACAGAUGACUGCUAUCGAAAAUGACAUGAGCAUAUCAUCAGCGGAAGCAGAUCAGAGAGAGUACCAAUUGAAACGUCAGUACCACACUAGAUACCCAGCUGCUGGACGGUUACACGAUGACGAUGAUGAUGAUGAUUUUGAUGAUGAUGACUAA
This is a messenger RNA of Strongylus vulgaris, 351 nucleotides long. The record is from the annotation of a GenBank genome assembly. Lineage: Eukaryota; Metazoa; Nematoda; Chromadorea; Rhabditida; Strongylidae.